GUUUUAUUCAAUAAAUACGAUUAUAAGAUUUUAUUUAAUAAAUAAAAACUUAAUUAUAAUAUCAAACAUAAAAUAAUAAUAAAAUCUGCAACUUUCAUUAAGACAGAACGAAAAGAAAACAAGGUUCAUGAAGAAAGAAAAUUAUGGCGGGAAAAGUUAAGAAGGCGGGCUAUAUGAAAGGUAAACAAUCAACAGGUUAAUUGUACUUUUGAAGUUCGUGUGUUUUCACUGGGGCUAGAAGUAUUAUUAGGGCUGUCUCUUUCUUUUUGCGAAUAAUGUAGUUUUUAUCUUUAAUACACAAAGAGUACCAUUUAAUUUAAUAGUUUGGCAAUUGAGUUAUACAAAAGUAAAAUGGAUCUUACUCCCCUGAAAAGUAUUUCUCUUAGAUCUACUCCCAAAGGAAAAGUUAAUUCAAUGGAUUUAGAUGCAACACCAAAAAAAGUCAGGUUUAGCCUGAAGGGAGAUUACCAAAAGGGCUUGAGUAUCGGUAAAGAAAAUAAAAUUUUUAAAGCUGAAGAUGUUUUGUCAAUGUUGAAUGAUAGCUCUUUAAGUGAGGAUGGUGAGACUUCAUCAGAUGAAGAAUGGAUAGUUACUAAAUCCAAAGCUUUGAGCAUAUCAGAUUCUCCGAUUACAAGAAAUGUUUCAUCGGCCACUGAAUCAACACCAGUCCCGAAUGCUGUUGUAAAAGUAACUCCUUUGAAGUUGUUGCGCAAAGCAGAGUAUGAGGUUAAUAAAGCUCCUUCAUCUAACAAGAAGAAUGCAGUGUCUGUAUCUCCAAUUGUUAUAAAAAGAAAAACUGAUGGAAGAAACACUCCUGAUUCUUCUUCAUUACCAUUGACUCCGUCUUCUAAAUGUAAUGUAUCAAAAUCUUAUAAUGAAAAAGUUUCUCCUUCGCCUGUUAGAAGGUCACUACGAAAAAAGCCUAUUAACCCUAAAUACAACAGUGACACUGAAAAUGAUUGCUCCCCUCCAAAAAGGAGAACUCCUAGAAGGAGGAUAGCAAAAUUAGAAUAUUCACAUGAAAAUGAGAAAAUGGAAGCCGAGGAUUGUUUCGAAAGUACAUCCCAAAAUAAAAGUAGCGAUUCAGAAGACAAUAAACCUUUGGAAGAAAGACUAAUAUCUUCAGAAACUAAUUCUUUAUUUUUGAAAGAAAGUCCUCCUAGUUCUCCUGAUGUGAAGAUAAAACAGCAUACACCAAGGUCUUCAGCUCGAAAGAAGUUGGAACUCACUUCACCUGUUUUACCUAAGACUUCUUCAGAAUGUCAUAGUCCUGUUACUCCAAGGAGAUCUGCUAGAAAGAAAUUGGAGCUUAGUUCACCAGUUAUUACAGAGGUCUGUUAUAAGGAUGACAGCAGCAGUGACCAAACUGAAGAAUUUAAAACACCGAAGAGGAAAAACAAAGUCUUUCGCAAUUCUGUUAUUGAUUCACCAAGUCUCAGAAGGCAAGUACUCACACCUAAACAUUCAGCUAAGAAAAAGCUUGAGAUGACACCGCCAAGGAGUGGAAAGAAAAUACGAUCAGGAUUUUUGUCGCCUGUUGUCAAGGAAAGAACCAAAUGCCAUCUUUCAGGUACUCCAUCUUCACGUCUGGAUUUGGCUAGGGCUAGUCUUCACACAUCUAAUAUUCCUUCAUCCCUUCCAUGCAGGGAAAAAGAAUACAACAAUAUUUUAUCAUUUACUAUUAGGAAAAUCGAAGACAAAGCUGGAGGGUGUAUGUACAUAAGUGGUGUACCUGGUACAGGUAAAACUGCAACUGUUCAUGCUGUAAUCAAAUUAUUACAAGAAAAAGCUGCUAAUGAUGAAAUAUCAGAUUUUGAUUUUGUUGAGGUUAAUGCUCUACGUUUGACUGAACCUAGACAAGCAUACACUCGACUAUGGCAAGAGUUAUCUGGAAAUAAAUGUUCACCAGAGAUGGCUAUGAUAGAACUGGAAAAAAAAUUUAAUAAGAAAUGUAAACGUUCUACUGUUGUACUGGUUGAUGAGCUUGACUAUUUGUGCAAUCGGCGUCAGGAUGUAAUAUAUAAUAUAUUAGAAUGGUCCACGAAAUCAUCUGCUGCUCUCACAGUUAUUACAAUUGCGAAUACAAUGGAUUUGCCAGAAAGAACUCUUAAAGGAAAAGUUACAAGUAGAAUGGGACUUACACGUCUGGUUUUUCAACCCUAUACAUUUCAACAACUCCAGCAAAUUGUUUUGAACCGUAUUGGGUCCAAAUCAAAUUUCCAUGUUGAUGCAAUUCAGUUAGUUGCCAGGAAAGUAGCUGCUGUUAGUGGAGAUGCUCGAAGAGCAUUGGAUAUAUGUCGUCGAGCAAUAGAAAUGAUAUCUUCUGAUACAGAAGUUGUUAAAGUAUCUCACAUUGAGAAAGCUCUCACUCAGAUAUUUACUGGAACCAGGGUUACAGCAAUUAAAAAAUGCAGUGUAAUGAAUCAAUUUUUAUUAAGGGCUAUGAGAGAUGAAUUUCAUAGAACAGGUGUAGAAGAAACAACUGUAGGCCAGGUGUAUCCACAGUUCAAUGCAAUCACCACUCUUGAAGGUUACGAAGUGCCUCCUAUAGGUAUGAUCCUGAACAUGUCUUCUGCUCUUGCUGAUUCUGGUCUUAUUCUGGCUGAAAAAUGCCGUUCUGAUCUCAACAGGAAACUGUCUCUAAAUGUUUCACCUGAUGAUAUACACUACGCACUUUCUUGUUGACAAUUUUAAUUUUUUUUUUCCCCAAAUUGGAAUGUUUAUUGUUUGUCUUAAAAAUAUUCUUAAGAUAAGAGAAUUGUGAUGACUCAAUUUUAAAUAUUUAACUGAACUUCAGUAAUUGUUACAGAUUAGAUUUCUAUUAUGAGUUAUUUUUUUAUGCUUCAAAAGAUGUAAGUGCUUGAGUAAGAAAUUUAUAUUUAUGUAAUGUUUAAUGUUUUUAUAUAUUUCUUUUAUUUGUUUGAAUAAAAAUGUUUAUACAUUUC
This is a messenger RNA of Nezara viridula (southern green stink bug), 2945 nucleotides long. NCBI's taxonomy places the organism in Eukaryota, Metazoa, Arthropoda, Insecta, Hemiptera, Pentatomidae. The record is from the annotation of a GenBank genome assembly.